AUGGGAGAGAGUGACGAGUUUGGUUUGUAUAUUCAUCAUGAAGAAGAAAGAUUGUCUGAAUAUGAGGAUUCUGACAAAGAGGGGUUUGAAAGUAGUAACUUAGAUGGUCAAGUUGUUAGGAAUAAACACCCUAAAGCUGUGUAUGAUCCAAGGGGAGAUAUUGUAGAGUUCAAGCUUGUUCUAGGCAUGUGGUUUGAGGAUACUUUUCAGUGCAAGAAAGCACUAAUAUCAUGGAGCAUUGUUAAAGGUCAUCCAAUUCACUUUAGGAGGGUAAACAAGGAUCAGUGUGAGGCUUAUUGUGAGGAGCCUUGUAAGUGGAGAAUCUAUGCUAGUACAAACAAAAAGGAGAGGUCUAUGGUGGUGAAGGUCUUGGGUCAGGAUCACACAUGUACUUUUGCAAUUGGUAAUAAGCAAGCAAGUUAUAAGUGGCUUGGGGAAGAGUACACUAAGGUCUUCAGAGUUAGACCUCAGAUAUGUGUAGACGAGUUUAGGAAUGAUGUUAAAAGGAGAUUUAACAUAGCUAUUCCUAAUGGUCGGUUGUACAGGGCCAAGGCACAUGCAUUACAGGUGCUAAGAGGUACUGUGAAAAGACAUCACAAUAAAUUAAGGAGUUACAUUGCAGAGUUGAUGAGAGUGGACAGAGAGGGCAGAUUUGAGCUACUAUGUGAAGAUGGCACAAUAUUUCAGGGAUUGUACAUUGAGUUUUUAGCCUUUAAGAAGGGCUUUUUAGAGGGAUGUAUGCCUAUUAUUGGUCUAGAUGGGUGCCUCUUGAAAACUCACUUAGGAGGUCAACGGUUAUGUGCCAUAGGGAAGGAUGGCAAUAAUCAGAUGUACCCCAUUGCAUGGGCAGUAGUAGAAGUAGAGAACGAGGCUUGUUGGAGAUGGUUUUUAAGCUUGUUGCUGGAGGAACUUGGAAUCAGGGAUGACAAUGGAUUUACUCGUAUCUCUAAUCAACAAAAGGGCCUAACUAAUGCCGUGAAAGAGUUGGCUCCACAUGCGGAGCACAGAAACUGUGCUCGGCAUGUCUAUAUGAACCGGAAGAAACAGUUCAAGGGAGUUUCAUUGAAGAACAUGUUCUGGCAAGCUGUGAGGGCUACAUAUGUUGAGGAGUGGGAUGUAGCAAUGGCCACUCUUAAAACUGAAAAUGAGCAAGCAUAUGAUGAUAUGAUGCAGAGAGAUCCAACCAGAGAGCCCACUGAAGCUGCAUCAAGAGGAAGGGGUAGGGGCAGGCCCAAGGGCAGUGGCAAGGGUAGGGGCAGGGGCAAGGGCAAGGGCAGGGAUAUUGCAAUGGAGAGACAAGAGGGAAAUGAUAUUAAAGAUUAA
Molecule: messenger RNA, 1323 nt
Organism: Salvia miltiorrhiza (redroot sage)
Lineage: Eukaryota; Viridiplantae; Streptophyta; Magnoliopsida; Lamiales; Lamiaceae
Exons: 5
Coding region: 1-1323 (440 amino acids)
Source: RefSeq, a predicted model, not a curated record